AUGGGGAACCAGACUUCACAGGUUGGAUAUGAAGUGCUGGAUCAAUCAACUGGGCGACGCAUUCGCCGGGUGACGUCGUCAGCGUCGAUUCUUCUUGAGUCGCGCAAGUCGCUCACUGGAGCGCCCUGGCUUAGCCGCGUCCUCCGAGGCAAACCGAGUCCGUACGGGUGUCACCCGCUCGAUGCAAACACUGUCAACUUUGCGAUCUACAGCACUGAGCAGCGGCACAUGUCUCUGAUCAUAUAUCAUCCCGAGGGAAGUGCGCUCGCUGCAGGCAGCGGUGCGCUCGAAGCUAUUCCCGAAGACGCUGAAGCCGGCGACGACAAGAACCUCGAGCCGCCUAACGACGACAGCAGUGGGUUUGCAGUGCUUGCACUGGACUCUUGCGUCGAGCUGCGCCUUGAUCCUCGGAAAAACCGAAUGGGUAAAGUCUGGCACGUGGCGGUGCAACCGCUUCUGGCUGGGUACCGGUACGCAUGGCGCGUAGGUCGCGGCAAGGGUGCGCAGAUAGUGCUCGAUCCUUUCGCACGCAUCAUUGACUCACCGCUGUAUUAUGAUUUUCAUGCCAGAGAGAAGCGCAAAAAUAAGUACACUCCUUUUGCGGUGAUACCUCCACUCGACUACCUGAGCGGAUUCGAUUGGCAAGGCGUGCGAAAGCCCAACAUACCAGCCAGCGACAUGGUUAUCUACGAGGUCCAUGUGCGCUCGUUUACGGCAAUGGCGAAGGAUAUCCGCAGCCCCCGAGGAACCUUUACCGCGGUGAUCGAAAAAAUUCCGUACUUGAAAGCGCUUGGCAUCAACUGCGUCGAGUUUUUGCCUAUCUUCGAGUUCAAUGAGCUGGAGUGGCAGAAGAAGAACCCUUCCACUGGGGAAGAUCUCUGCCAGUACUGGGGCUACUCGACGGUUGCAUUCUUCGCACCUAUGAACCGUUUCUCGGUGAUUGGGGCGGCCACCUCGGAAGCUGCGCGCCGAAAGUGGGCAAGAGCGUACCGCUACCGCCAUGUUCUGGAUGAGUUUCGCACCAUGGUACGCGAACUGCACCGUGCUGGCAUCGCCGUCAUUCUCGACAUUGUUUUCAAUCACACCGCCGAGACGUGGAAGACCUACCACUUUAGGGCACUCGCGAAUCGAGAGUACUAUCUGCACGAUCAUGGUAACGAUGUGAACUUUUCUGGGUGCGGCCACACGUUCGCUUGCAACUCUUUGGCAGGCAUUGAGGUCAUUCAUGAUUGCGUGCGUUUCUGGGCAAACGAUAUGCAAGUCGAUGGGUUUCGCUUUGACUUGGCAGCAUGCCUUCUCCGCUCCACGGUGCCUCCUUUCGAUCUCAUGGAAUUCCCAGCAGUCAUUCAAGCGUUGAAGAACGAUAGCGCCCUCUCAGACGUGCUCUUCAUUGCAGAACCAUGGGACCUCAGCGCUUACGUCGUGGGGCAUUUCGCACAAUUUGGACCCAGCUGGUCCGACUGGAAUGGCAAGUACCGCGAUUGCGUACGAAAGUUCAUCAAGGGCGACACCGGCAUGAUCCAAGAGAUGGCCACCCGGAUUUGCGGCUCCGAGGACAUCUACGGAGGGAAUGUUCCGGCGGAGAUUCGGCGGGGUCUCCAGGAGAACGGCCACGCGUACGGGAUCAACUUUAUCACCUGCCAUGACGGGAUGAGCCUCCGCGAUCUUGUGUCCUAUAACGAUGCCCAAAACUGGGCAAACGGCGAAGACAACCGCGACGGCGAGAAACACAAUCUCAGCUGGAACUGUGGUGUCGAGGGCGAGACCGACGAUGAGAACGUGCUGCGUCUGCGACGUCGUCAGGAGCGCAACUUUUUCCUCAUACUGCUGUGCAGUGCCCGAGUCCCUAUGAUCCGCAGCGGGGAUGAAAUCGGCCACACCCAGCGUGGCAACUCCAACGUGUGGUGUCAGGAUAAUGAGCUCAAUUAUCUCCACUGGAAUGCGUUGGCAUCCGAGUCCGGUGAAGCUCGUUCCCUUUUCCGCUUUGUGAGUACGCUGGUGCACUUUCGCAAGCUGACUGCCCCCAUUUGGCGCCGCUUUCUCUCCGAGUCUCGCGGCGACUUUGUUUGGUGUGGCACGGACGCCUCGGCAGCGGUACUCUGCAAUGCCCUUGGCUCCGUAGGCGAGCGUGAUGAUGACACGAGCUCAGAGGAGCCAUUGGCGGACACCUCCGCUUGUCCCCUGAACUGGGAAAAUCCGAACAACUUUUUGGCGUUUGUAAUACGUGGUGCACGGGCACCAGCACUGCAAGGUCGCCACCUUUACAUCGCUUUUAACGCCUCACACGAAGCGUGCGAUAUCACUGCCCCCCGUUUUGCCGACGGCAAGUCAGGCUGGGCGGUGCUCUUCAAUACAGCGGCACCUGCACCGAUGGACUGUUUCGCGCUGGCUGGAGCGAGCGGUUUCCCCGAGGACGUCGAAACCUCGAUGACCUGCGUAUCGAUGCCUUUCCACAUGGAACCGUAUUCGGCUGUCCUAAUGGUUCAGCACUGUGCCUCUUUUGGAUCAGUGGAGAAUGAGCGCACGCAGGAGUCAGCGCAGGCACCGGAGCAGACGCCUACGGACGCGCCUCCUGCGCUCGAGCCGGAGACUAGUGAGGCAUCAGCACCAGGAACGCCCGCAGCAGAUGCUCGGACGGAGGCCAGUGCACCACAAGAUGUUUCAGAAGCUGCCCCAGAGCCUGCUGGUGAUUCAAAUGCUGCUGGUGUGGACGCGGAAGCACCAGCCAUGGAAUCUGCUCCGGAUCCACUGGAAGUGUCAGCGAGCGGUUCAGGUCCAGAGGAAACGUCUCCCGAUACUGCUCCUGAUACCGCCGAUACUGAUGCUGCUCCUGAUACAGCUGCUACUGAUACCACUGCUGCUGAUGUUGAGACGGCUGAUGCUGCUCCUGAUACACCUGCUACUGAAACCGGUGAUACCGCUGAUGCUGCUCCUGAUACAGCCGCUGCUGAUGUUGAUCCCGGUGAUACCGCUGCAGAUACCGAUAUGGCUAUAGAGCCCCAGCAGGAUAUGCCCCCUGGCGAACAGGCACCCUAA
Molecule: messenger RNA, 3036 nt
Organism: Cyanidioschyzon merolae strain 10D
Lineage: Eukaryota; Rhodophyta; Bangiophyceae; Cyanidiales; Cyanidiaceae
Product: isoamylase
Exons: 1
Coding region: 1-3036 (1011 amino acids)
Biological process (GO): carbohydrate metabolic process
Source: RefSeq, a predicted model, not a curated record